AUGAUAUAUAAAUUAAUACAAAGAGUUUCCUAUUUCGAUACCUUUGGUGCUGAAGUAAAGUUGAAUUUCAGAAAAAAAGAAACUCAUCAAUCUCCAUUUGGUGGCUUUUGUACAAUCCUAAUGGUAGCUGUUUUGGCUAUUGUUUUUAUAUAAGGAGCAAUCAGUCUAAUAAAACAAGAAACAUUCACUGUACCAUUAUUUAAUAAUCUAUGGAGAUCUCAUCCAAUAAAGUAUUGAACAUUGAUCCUCCUUCCACUAUACUUAAUUACAAUGAUUACAUGAUGGCAUUUUAAGUAGAGAAUCCAAUAAUCAAUGGAACUAAACAAUUAAUAGAUUUUACCUAUACAUAAUAUGAACAAAACCUUAAUGAAAAUGGUACUCUGAAUAAAAUUGAAAAGUACUCAUUACCACUUGAAUAAUGUACUGUAGACCAUUUUCAAGACUUCAAUCAAUCCACUGUCUAUAAUGUACUUCUUAUCUCAUAACUCUAGAAAAUACUCAAGGACUAACUCCAUGGCUAUUAUUGUCUCCCACUUAAUUAUAAACUUAAUCUUGAAGGCACCUAUAAAUCUAAUACGUUUUAAUAUGGUAGAAUUACUGCUCUACUUUGCUCCUCUAACACUUGCUAUUCAUCUUAGGAGAUUUAGUAAUUCUAACUCUAGGGCUAUUUCAAUAAUAGUUUUAAAAUCAACACUUUAAUGCUCAAUCGAGUAUCUAAUCUAAAUUUAUAAUCAAAUUAUAUUUCCUACAUCUAUUCAGAUUUCUAUAUUUCCACCAAACUUGGACUUGAAACCAAAACAGAUGUCUAUCUUGAAAAAUAAACUAUGAAAAUCGAAAACUCUGUAGUUCCAGGAAUCAAGGAUAUCAACUAUUAACAUGUGUUCUCCAUUGUUGAAAAUAAAUUAACUCCAAAUGCUGUCUAUACUUCCAACAUUACUAAAGUUGCAUCUUUCUAUAUAAGACUAUCAUAAUCUGAAACGCAAUAUUUAAAAUAAUAUUAUCGAGUUGAUGAACUCAUCUCUUAUGUUGGUGGCAUUACUAAAUUUUUAGCCACUGUUUUGGGAUACUUUAUACUACGAUAUAAUGAAACUGGUUUAUAAAUCAAAAUGGCAAAUGCUUUAUAUUAAUUUGAUAUGCCUGAAAAAAAAAAAGGAGAAUUAGUCUUCUCCUUUUAAUCUUUGGUUACUAAAAUAAUUGAUUCUAUGAAGUCAGUUGAUGAUGUAGUUCAAAAAUUUAAACAUAGUGCUCAUAGAGUUAUUCAUAUGACUAGAGUUGCAACAGCAUUAAAACUACCAAUCAGCUCUACAUAAUAAUAUGAUUAAAAAGAAUAAGACAAUGUUAGUGUUCAUACUCAUAGAGUAUAAAUAAUGAGUCAUGAUGUUCAUUACGGUAAUUUAAAAUCAGAAAAAUCUAUUGAUCAAACUCAUGAGAAUCAUCAUUAGCCAAAUUUAGAUAAAGAUAAAGAGAAAUUCUUAGAUUAAUUUAUUAAAUUAAUUUUGGAAAGUAAAAAGAAAUUAUCAUUUGGAGUACUUUUUAUAGUUAAAUAAGUUUGCGAUUCAUUCAAAAAGAAGAGUACCACAAAUUAUUAAGCAAGAAUAUUUGAAAAAUCAAGAAAAAUGAUAUUAACAGAUAUGGAUAUAUUAGUUGUUUUGAAUAAGCUCUAAGAAAUAGAGAAGUUCAAAUAUAUAUUUUUAAAUAAAACAUAAAGGAAAGUCUUUAAUUAUUUACCAAAACCAGUUGUUUUUGUGGGUGAAAAUCAAUAGAAUAGAUAAGAAGUUAGACAUAUUGAUGAUCACCUGUCAGAGAAUGAUAUGGCAAAUAAAAAAAAUGAUAUGUUAAAAUUAAAGAGCAGUUCUAAGAGUUUAUUAGGUGGUAGAUAAACCUUUAAUACAGAAAAAAAAUUUAAGAGAUUGUAUAAAGCUUAUGAAAGUUUAGCUUUGAAUGAAAAUAAUUAUAAUAAUGAAGAUUGCUAAUAUUAGUAAUUCUAAGAUAAUGUUGAUUAGAAUAAUGAGAAUACAGAAUAAUCAUUAAAUAAAAGAUUAUUAAAAAUGGUAGAACCUACUAUUUAAUAUAGUUUCAAUUCACUUAUUGAAUUAGAAAAGAUUUCAAGAUAGAGUAAAAAUAAGAAAAAGAAAGUGAUAACUCCAGCUCUUAAAAAUCGAAUGGUACAAUUAGAUUCUUAGAAUGAAGAAGGAGAAGAGGAUAAUGAUAAUGAUAAUGAUAUGGAUUGUAUAACUUUAAAAGGUUCAAAGAGGGAUUAAUAAACAAGACGAUCACCAAAUAGUUUAAGUAAUUUUAAUCUAAAGAAAACUCAUUAAACUCUGGCAAGUAGUGGAAGACAACAUUAAGAGAUCAAGUUAACAAAGAUUUAAUCCAAAUAAGACUUAAUAGAUAUUGAAGUAUUCAGUUCAUGA
Molecule: messenger RNA, 2414 nt
Organism: Paramecium sonneborni
Lineage: Eukaryota; Ciliophora; Oligohymenophorea; Peniculida; Parameciidae
Source: the annotation of a GenBank genome assembly